GGCGGUAACUACAAUCGCUUGUUUAUCUGUGGCGAAGAAGCGAUUCAGUUGCCUUGGGGACGGCCGCUAAGUCCACGAUCUGGUUGGAGUUCAUAAAUAAACAGAUCUUUCCAUCACAUAUCUUUUAAGCUGUAUCAAUAUUAACUUCAAGUUCAUGGCACUGAAAAAAUACCAGGGAGCCCCUUUUGGCUGCCAGACAGCAAGAUUUGAUGUGACAGGGAUUUAUCCUGACUCCAAGAAACCAGGAACAUACACAGAGGUGCCUUACUGCAAGAUUGCUAAUUCUGAACUGGAAAGAAGGUUGGGUCCUGGAACUUAUAAUAUUGAAAAAGGAGACUUCAGUGCUGGUGUUGUGGAAAGAAAGGCCUCUGGACCAGGGUGGGCAAGAGCCGUAGAAACUGCAAAGCUGGCUCAGAUGCCACAUUUACUUUUCAAGGAUCUGUGGGAUCAGAAGAAAUUUCUGAAAAGAAAACUUGGCCCUGGAAGUUAUAAAAUAGAUGACUUUAUAGAGGUCACACAGAAGAGACCUUUAAGUGUCAGAGGUAUUUGUGACACCAGAGAAGAGAGAUUUAGAGAACAGUUUAAGUUUUGUACUCCAGGUCCUGGCACGUAUGGUAAAGGAGGUGUCCCAUCUGCGGUUAUGGAGGAGAAAGCCAGCCGUUCUGCAGGAUCUCGUGGUAUUCUGGACAGUGAUUCAUCCAUUGAUCGGUCCCCUAUUACUAUAGGCUGUGACUUAGGGCCAGGUACUUACAACUUAAAGAGUUCCACAGACAUGCUGCUAAACCAUGUGGUUGGCAAACGUGGUCCCUAUGAUCUUUUCACAGGAGAAAGAGCAACUCCAAUUUGUUAUGGAUAUUUUGCUGCACCAAAACAGACUAAGAGCCCUGAUGUGUACAAGGUUAAAAGUUUUGUUGAAGAACUGAAUGAGGAUGGAAAGAAAAAACAUGGAGUUUUUGGUUCAUAUCCACAGUUUCCAUCUCCUCCCACAGAACGAAUCUACCAUUCUACAUUAUCCCAGUGUCCACGCCCACCGAACUCUCCAGGCCCAGGCCGGUAUGAUACAAAACCUUUGUCACAUCCAGAGAACCAAAAACAACCUCCAUUCUUAUCUUCCAUAGAUAGAUUUGACAGCAAGGCGGAAAAAUUCUUCACUGGAAAUUUUAAUCCAGUUGGUCCUGGUCGCUAUGAAGUGCCUAGAUCUCCAAGCAGUAAAACCCCAAGGACUUAUAAAUCAACUUUUCUGUCUAAAACACACCGUUACCUAUAUGACCAAGACAGGGAUAGAUUUUUACGAGAGAGAAUCCAAUGCCUCAGCCUUCCUGUGGAAGAGAGAAGUUUCUCAAUUUCACUUGGAACACCACCAGCAGAUAGGCCAGCUCGAGUCAUUGCCACAGCAUAGAGAAGCACCAGUCGAUACUUAAUUCACUUUCCAGUAAGGAGACUGUGAAAAAAAGAAUCACUGAAUGGAAGUACAAUAUGUCUUGCAAAGCAGCCUGCUGUAUUAUUGUUGAAUAUUUACUCAAAGAAAAUUUGCUUUACACAACAUUGUUGACUUCUCUUUACUGCAUAUUUCAGCUUUUUCCCAUGUUUCCACAGAAUUACAACUUUUACACAAGACUGUUGUCUAGCACUGCCUCAUAGGCCUUGUUUAUAAUACAGAAUUCUCAGUAGUUAGAUGCUUUUAAAAAUAAUUUUAUUACUUAAGUGUCUUCAGUCUUGUUAUAGAAAGUGAAAUUGUGACUGGAUAUAUCAUGGAAAAUGUGAGAAACAACUCAUGGUAUGUAUCACUGCAAAAUGUAUUCUUAACAAAUAAAAUAUAAAAAAAAGGAAAAUAUA
Protopterus annectens (West African lungfish) is the source of this 1836-nucleotide messenger RNA. RefSeq names its product lymphocyte expansion molecule (gene CIMAP2). NCBI's taxonomy places the organism in Eukaryota, Metazoa, Chordata, Ceratodontiformes, Protopteridae. Bases 155 to 1399 code for a protein of 414 amino acids. The record is from RefSeq and is a predicted model, not a curated record. The transcript is spliced from 10 exons.